Molecule: messenger RNA, 1535 nt
Organism: Pangasianodon hypophthalmus (striped catfish)
Lineage: Eukaryota; Metazoa; Chordata; Actinopteri; Siluriformes; Pangasiidae
Gene: tnfsf13
Product: TNF superfamily member 13
Exons: 6
Coding region: 208-855 (215 amino acids)
Biological process (GO): immune response
Cellular component (GO): membrane
Molecular function (GO): tumor necrosis factor receptor binding; receptor ligand activity
Source: RefSeq, a predicted model, not a curated record
GGAGCUUUGUUUGAGUGGAAGGCCGGUGAGUAAGCAGUUCACUCCCACACUGCCCUUGGGGACUUUCCGAAAGUGAAAGUUAGCGCAGAAGUUUUAGGGGAAAAAUGACGUUUCCUAAGAACAGAGGUUUUGCAGAAGUGUAAUGCCAUAGUUGAAAUGUCCGGCCAUUUCCUGUAGAAGCACGCGCAGCUGUGUGACGGUGGAGUCAUGCUGAAGUGGAGUGUGUUAGUGUAUGUGGUCGGGGUGAUGGUGGCUCUGCUCCACCUGCAUUACACACACAGACGGAUGCUGACGGAGCUGCAGAGCGUCAGGACCGAGUGCAGCAACUUCUACUGCUCCUACUGCUGCUUAGGGACCUCUGUGACGCUGGCGUGUGGGAGCAGCAGAGGAAAAAGAGACGUGUCCUCACAGAGAAAACUGAGACAAAAGAGACAGACAGAACAGCGCACAUUUCUGCACCUGGUUCCUGCCUCCACAUACUCGUACGAUGAACGUGAUACGACCGUUCUUUCCUGGGCAGUUGGGCGUAGCCAGGGGGCGGGGCUUCAGGUAUCCGGGGAGUCCAUCGUCGUGGUGACCGAGGGCUCGUACUUCAUUUACAGUCAGGUACUCUAUAAGGACCCCACCUGGGUGAUGGGUCAUGUGAUCACCAAGCGGCUGAAGGGGGCGGAGACUAAACUGAUGAAGUGCCUGAAGAGCAUGCCCAGUAACGUGAGCGUGCCUCUCAACACGUGUUACACUGCAGGCAUUCACUUCCUGGAGUCAGGGUCAGUUCUGGAGCUUUCUGUCCCGCGGCAAUCAGCUGAACUCGUCAUCUCGGCUCAGGCCACCUUCAUGGGGAUCUUCAGUAUCUGAGCUUCGGCCUUCGCACGCAUGUGUGUGUGUUUGUGUGUGUGUGUGUGUGUGUGUGUGCGCGCGCGCACUUUCAGUAGUGAGAACAUUUCUAAUGAGAAGGAAAUUAAGGAAAGUUCACAGGAAGGUUAUAACUACUACAAAAGACUUUAAUCACACUUGCGCGCACACACGCACACACAGAGCCCUCUAUUUUUCUUUCUUGCAUGCAGUUAGUAGAAACACCCAGUCACACACACUCUCUCUCUCUCUCUCUCUCUCUCUCUCUCACACACACACACACACACACACACACACACACACACACACUGUAUUUCUGACAGUAAUUCACCUCUGUAAAGAAUUUGUACUUUUUUAUCUGCUGCUCCAUUUUCGAGGCGAUGGAGACACCCAGUGGACAAAUAAGGAACUACAGAAACAACAAUCAACAAUGAUAUCAUCACAUCAUGUUAUCCUGUAACACAUGAAAUAUCUUUUUUACUAAACUGAGCAGUCACCUGUGAUCAUGUACAUUUUUUUUAUUUUCUUACGUGAUAAUGUUUUUUUUUUUCAUCAGACUUUGACCUGAUAAUUAAAUGUUUAAAUGUCCUGAUUUUUAAAUUUCCUCCUGAACAAAUAUGACACAAUGAUUUGUAAAAUCUAGACAAAUUUGUACGUUGGUUUCAAUAAAACACAACACCAGA